Molecule: messenger RNA, 2035 nt
Organism: Aquila chrysaetos chrysaetos
Lineage: Eukaryota; Metazoa; Chordata; Aves; Accipitriformes; Accipitridae
Gene: HSCB
Product: HscB mitochondrial iron-sulfur cluster cochaperone
Exons: 6
Coding region: 22-720 (232 amino acids)
Biological process (GO): protein complex oligomerization; [2Fe-2S] cluster assembly
Cellular component (GO): mitochondrion
Molecular function (GO): protein-folding chaperone binding; ATPase activator activity
Source: RefSeq, a predicted model, not a curated record
UGGGAGCUGUAGUCCAGGAGGAUGCAGGCGGCGCUGAGGUGGCGUUUCGGCGGCGCGCGAUGGGCGCUCCGCGUUCCCGAGGGGGCCCCGCGACCUCGCUGCCUCGGGCCGGGCUCCGCCCCGGCCCCGCGGUGCUGGAGCUGCGGCAGCCGCCUCCCCGGCGCCGAGGGGCUGCCUCACUUCUGCCCCGGCUGCCGGGCGCUGCAGCCGCCGGGGCCUCGGCCUGACCUCUUCCGCCUGAUGGACUGUGACCGCUCCUUCCGCGUCGACGCGCAGCAGCUGCAGCGGCGGUUCCGGAGCCUGCAGCGCGCUCUUCACCCCGAUCGCUUCGGCCGGAGGCCGCCGAAAGAACAGCACUACUCUCAGCAACACUCCUCCUUGAUUAAUAAGGCCUACCAAACCCUCCUGAACCCUUUGAGCCGUGGCCUCUAUCUGCUGGAGCUGAAUGGAGUAGAGCCGGCACAAGAGACAGACUGUGAUGCAGACUCAGCGUUUCUCAUGGAAAUCAUGGAAAUUAAUGAGAAAUUAGCAGAACCUAAAAAUGAGGAUAUCCUUGAAGAAAUUGAAACUUUAAUUAAAGUUAAACAAGAAGAACUGACCAAAGAGGUGACUGCAGCUUUUGAAAGAGAUGAUCUUCAAGAAGCUAAGAAGCUUCUAGCGAAAAUGAAAUAUUUUGCAAACUUAGAGGAUAAACUAAAGAACAAGAAGAUCCCUUCCUGAUACUGCCUCCUUUACUGUUAAGAGUUAAUGUUAUUUUCAAUUAAACAGCUGAUUUAGUUACCAAAAUCAGAAAAAUGGUGUUUGCUUCCGUUUUCACUAAAAGCUUUAAUUCCGAGGGAAGGAAGAUAAAGGUAAAAGAAAUCCAGUGCUUACUGUGGCACUUACUAAGUUAACAGAUGGAAUCAAGAAAUGCUUACAGCCAGGAAAAGAUGUAAUAAUGUAAGGUAGGACUACUGUCCUAGCAGUUACAGGUAUGGAAAUGAGUAUCAGAGAGGCACACAAACACCAUAUGUAAUUAAGAUUUCUUACUUUUUGACUACUAAAGUAUGGAGAAUUUAUUUUAAGUUGAGAAAGAGUCCUGGAUGAAAUGUUGGAGAUUAAGCAGAAAGCUCAUUCAAUAGGUCCUUCAAGCUCUCUCUAGUCUCCUUAUGUGUGUUCUAUCAGACCAUCUUGAAAAGUCUUUACAUGUGAAAAGUAUUUAAUUCCUGUCAUCUGUCCUCUCUGCUACUUAGUGCUUUUUGUGAUGUUGAUCUCAAUCUGCCAAGAACUGACCUUCAAAACUAGAAGAGGUUUGACCCUGUUGCACAGUUUAAAAUGUUAAGAUGCUAGGUUAGGGCAAAAAAAUAAACUCAAACUCCAGAAACUCUUUUAUUAGUGCUGGAAACAAGUCUUUCUAAUAUACUUUAUUACAAAUAACAGUAAUUCAGAUAGGUAUAACAGUAAUUCAGAUAGGUGCUCUCCUGUCUUUGUACAGUUACAGUAGUAGGACUAGAUGAGGAAUGUCCUUAAAUCUUUCAAAGAAGUUACUUAAGUGAAAAACAGCAACUAAAUACCCCAAUUUAUAUAUGAACUAGAAUAUUUCAAAUAUCAGUUUCUCAGCAGGUCAGUUCUUGUUUGGGUUUUAAUGCCUCAGAAUAUUUUAUUCCGUAAAGCAUUAACAUAUGCUUGAUUAGCUGAAUCUGAAGAAGGGGCUUAGAAAUGUAGGAAAAGCUACUGAAUUAUCUGAAGAAAUCUGCUGGGGGGGGAGGAAUUCACUGAACACCCUCUCCUGGCAUUUCCGUGUCCCUACAAUAUCAAGUUGUAGUUAAACAUCAUCUCCUAUGUAUAAUAUAAUAUGUUGUUAAUAGCAUUUCAGCAAUAUAUGUUUUAACAGCAUUUCAGAAAGAUUAACCUGCCUUUAAACUUCCUCCAAAUAUACAGGAGGAUUUAAUAAGCUACUUGUUCAUGGUAUUACACUGCUAAUUUAGAAGAUGCUGUUUGUAAUUCUUAUUAAAGUUCUGUUACAGCUGUGAAAUUACACAAAUUUUAAAAUUCA